GGAUUGGCAACUGCCGGGAGAUACUGUACUAUACGAUCUUCGCUCUUCUGGGCAUCCCUGCAGUCAGAGGCCAAGAUGAUGUCUCCCCAUAUUUCAAGACAGAGCCGGUGCGCACUCAGGUCCAUUUAGAAGGGAACCGUUUGGUCCUCACCUGCAUGGCAGAAGGCAGCUGGCCCCUGGAGUUCAAAUGGUUGCAUGACAACAGGGAGCUGACCAAGUUCUCAUUGGAAUAUAGGUACAUGAUCACCUCCCUGGACCGAACGCAUGCCGGCUUCUACCGCUGCAUCGUGCGCAAUCGCAUGGGAGCCCUGCUGCAACGGCAGACUGAAGUGCAGGUGGCAUACAUGGGAAGCUUUGAAGGAAGUGAGAAGCAGCAGAGCGUCUCGCAUGGAGAAGCUGCCGUCAUCCACGCUCCCCGCAUUGCCAGCUUCCCUCGCCCACAGGUCACAUGGUUCCGUGAUGGGCGCAAAAUCCCUCCCAGCAGCCGCAUAGCCAUCACGCUGGAGAACACUCUUGUGAUCUUGUCGACAGUGGCACCUGAUGCUGGGAGGUACUACGUGCAGGCCGUGAACGACAAAAACGGAGACAAUAAAACCAGCCAACCCAUCACGCUCACCGUGGAGAAUGUAGGUGGCCCAGCUGACCCCAUUGCACCGACCAUCAUUAUCCCACCACGUAACACCAGUGUAGUCUCUGGGACUUCAGAAGUGACCCUGGAGUGUGUCGCCAAUGCCAGGCCCCUCAUCAAGCUGCACAUCAUCUGGAAAAAGGGCGGGAUUCCGGUGUCCGCUGGCAUCAGUGACUACAACCGGCGCCUGACCAUCCUCAAUCCCUCGCUGAGUGACAGUGGCUACUACGAGUGUGAAGCUGUUCUGCGCAGCAGUAGUGUUCCCUCUGUGGUUCGGGGAGCCUACCUCUCGGUGCUGGAGCCACCCCAGUUCACUAAGGAACCAGAGAGACACAUCACAGCUGAGAUGGAGAAGGUGGUGCAGAUUCCCUGCCAGGCCAAAGGUGUGCCUCCACCCAGCAUGUUCUGGUACAAGGAUGCAGUGCUGCUCGGAGUGGAGAAGCUGGCCCGUUUCCAUCUCCUUGCCAAUGGGAGCCUGCAGAUCAGUGGGCUGGUGCCGGAUGAUACGGGCAUGUUCCAGUGUUUUGCCCGCAAUGCUGCCGGCGAGGUGCAAUCCUCCACGUACCUGGCUGUCACCAGCAUUGCCCCCAACAUAACCAAAGGGCCGCUGGACAGCACGGUGAUUGACGGCAUGGCUGUGGUGCUCAGCUGUGAGACUUCAGGGGCUCCCAGACCAGCCAUCACCUGGCAGAAAGGUGAACGGAUCCUGGCGAGCGGCUCGGUGCAGCUUCCUCGUUUUACACUGCUGGAGUCAGGAAGCCUGCUAAUCAGCCCUGCACGGAUCUCAGAUGCUGGCAGCUACACUUGCCUAGCCACCAACUCCCGUGGAGUUGAUGAGGCAUCCGCUGAGCUUGUUGUCUGGGCCCGGACACGCAUCACCAACCCACCUCAGGACCAAAGCGUCAUCAAAGGCACCAAGGCUUCCAUGACUUGUGGAGUGACCCACGACCCCAGUGUGGUAGUUCGGUACAUGUGGGAGAAGGACGGAGUGACGUUGAAUGUGGAGAAUGUGCCACGGCUGCGGCUGGACAAUACGGGCACUUUGCACAUUGCCCAGACCUGGUCAGGCGACAUUGGCACCUAUACCUGUCGGGUGGUGUCAGCUGGAGGCAAUGACUCUCGCAGCGCCCACCUGAGAGUCCGGCAGCUGCCGCAUGCACCUGAAAACCCCAUUGCCAUGCUGAGCACUGUAGAGAAACGUGCCAUCAACCUGACGUGGACCAAACCCUUCGAUGGAAACAGCCCACUGCUGCGUUAUAUCCUGGAGGUCUCCGAGAACAAUGCUCCCUGGACAGUGCUCAUGGCCAGUGUGGACCCCGAAGUGGCCUCAGUGCUGGUGAGAGGAUUGGUUCCUGCCCGCUCAUACCAGUUCCGACUCUGUGCUGUCAAUGAUGUGGGCAAAGGCCAGUUCAGCAAGGACACUGAGAGGGUUUCCCUCCCCGAAGAACCCCCCACAGCACCCCCGCAGAACGUCAUUGCCAGUGGCCGCACUAACCAGUCCAUCAUGAUCCAGUGGCAGCCACCACCUGAAAACCACCAGAAUGGCAUCCUCAAGGGCUACAUUAUCAGAUUUUGCCUGGCUGGCCUGCCUGUCGGCUACCAAUUCAGGAACAUCACCAAUUCUGACGUCAACAACCUGCUGCUUGAGGACCUGAUCAUUUGGACCAACUAUGAGAUUGAAGUGGCUGCGUACAACAGCGCUGGGUUGGGUGUCUACAGUGCCAAAGUCACUGAGUGGACUCUCCAGGGUGUUCCCACUGUCUCCCCGGGUAACGUGCAGGCCGAAGCCACCAACUCUACCACCAUCCGCUUUACCUGGAACCCUCCCAGCCCCCAAUUCGUCAAUGGCAUCAACCAAGGCUACAAGCUGAUUGCCUGGGAACCCGCACAAGAAGAAGACGUGACUGUGGUGACAGUAAGGCCUAACUUCCAAGACAACAUCCACGUGGGUUAUAUCUCAGGCCUCAAGAAGUUCGCAGAGUAUUUCACCUCCGUGCUGUGUUUCACCACACCAGGCGACGGACCCCGCAGCCCACCGCAGCUGGUGCGCACCCAUGAGGACGUUCCGGGUCCGGUGGGACACCUCAGCUUCAACGAGAUCCUAGACACAUCUCUCAAAGUCAGCUGGCAAGAGCCCCUGGAAAAGAAUGGCAUUCUGACCGGCUACCGUAUCUCCUGGGAGGAAUACAACCGCACUAACACGAGGGUCACGCACUACCUGCCCAAUGUCACACUGGAAUACCGCGUCACUGGCCUCACUGCCCUCACCACCUAUACCAUUGAAGUGGCAGCCAUGACCUCCAAAGGACAGGGACAGGUUUCCUCUUCCACCAUUUCCUCUGGAGUUCCUCCAGAGCUCCCUGGGGCCCCUACUAAUCUGGGCAUCUCCAACAUUGGUCCCCGCUCAGUCACACUUCAGUUCCGUCCUGGUUAUGAUGGGAAGACAUCAAUUUCCAGGUGGCAGGUAGAGGCUCAGGUGGGCCAGACUGGUGAAAGUGAGGAGUGGACCCUCAUCCACCAGCUGUCUAAUGAGCCAGACUCCCGCUCCAUGGAGGUGCCCAACCUCAACCCCUACACAUACUACAGCUUCCGCAUGCGACAAGUGAACAUCGUAGGCACCAGCCCACCCAGCCUGCCUUCCCGCAGGAUCCAGACACUGCAGGCCCCACCUGAUGUAUCUCCUGCCAAUAUUACAUUGCGAACAGCCAGUGAAACCAGCCUCUGGCUGAGAUGGAUGCCCCUGCCAGAGACAGAAUACAAUGGCAGCCCUGAGUCUGUGGGCUACCGGUUGCGCUACUCGCGCUUGGAUGGGCGCAGCCGGACCCUGACCAACACCAUCCAUGACCGUGUGGAGCGCGAAUUCACCAUAGAGGACCUGGAAGAAUGGACUGAGUACCGCGUGCAGGUGCAGGCCUUCAAUGCCAUUGGGCCUGGGCCAUGGAGUCAGACCGUAGUGGGGCGAACCCGGGAGUCAGUGCCUUCAUCUGGACCCACCAACGUCUCCGCUCUGGCUACCACCUCCACCUCCAUGCUAGUGCGGUGGAAUGACAUCCCCGAGGCUGACCGAAAUGGGCUUGUCCUGGGCUACAAGGUUAUGUACAAGGAGAAGGAUUCAGAUGCGAGGGCCCAGUUCUGGUUGGUGGAAGGCAAUGCUUCACGGAGUGCCCAGCUCACAGGCUUGGGCAAGUACGUCCUCUAUGAGAUCCGGGUGCUGGCUUUUACCCGCAUCGGUGAUGGUGUGCCCAGCAGUCCACCCAUCCUUGAACGUACACUGGAUGAUGUGCCUGGGCCCCCAGUGGGCAUUCUCUUCCCUGAAGUGCGAACAACUUCGGUACGGUUAAUCUGGCAGCCACCUUCUGCUCCCAAUGGUAUCAUUCUGGCAUACCAGAUCACUCACCGCCUCAACACCACGACCGCCAAUUCAGCCAGUGUGGAAGUACUCAACCCCAGUGCACGCCAGUUUACUGCUACCGGUCUUCGGCCUGAGUCCACCUACCUCUUCCGAAUCACAGCACAGACCCGAAAGGGCUGGGGCGAGGCAGCGGAGGCACUGGUGGUCACCACAGAGAAGAGAGAUCGUCCUCAACCUCCCAGCAAGCCAGUCGUGUUGCAGGAAGAUGUCAAGGCAAGGAAUGUGCUGUUGUCCUGGGAGCCAGGCAGCGAUGGUCUCUCACCAGUCCGGUAUUACACUGUGCAGACCCGGGAGCUCCCUGAUGGGAAAUGGGCGCUCCAUUCUGCCUCUGUCAACCACAACACCACGUCCUUCAUAGUCAACAGGCUGAAGCCCUUCACCACCUACAAAUUCCGGCUCAAGGCAACCAACGACAUUGGUGACAGCGAGUACAGUGAAGAGUCGGAGUCACUCACCACACUACAGGCCGCCCCAGAGGAAGCCCCCACCAUUGUGUCAGUGAUACCACACACCACCACAUCAGUGUUGAUCCGCUGGCAGGCUCCAUCUGAGGACAAAAUCAAUGGCAUCUUGCUAGGCUUCCGCAUCCGCUAUCGGGAACUGGCGUAUGAAGGGGUGCGAGGCUUUACGGCCCGCAGCGUCGGCAAUCCCAGCGCAAAAUGGACAGAGCUGACCUCAACGUAUGCCAUGCGGAACCUGAGCGAGGCCUCCCUCACACAGUACGAGCUGGACAAUCUGAACAAGCACCGCCGCUACGAGAUCCGUAUGAGCGUCUACAAUGCUGUGGGCGAGGGGCCCACCAGUUCGCCACAGGAGGUCUUUGUGGGUGAAGCUGUCCCUACGGCUCCACCACAAAAUGUGGCCAUCCAGAGUGUCACAGCCACCCAGCUCGACAUCACUUGGAACCCACCACCUCCUGAGGCACAGAAUGGAGACAUCCAAGGCUACAAGAUCUAUUUCUGGGAGGCCCAGCGGCAGAAUGAAACCGAAAGGGUGAAAACCCUCUUCCUACCAGAGAAUGGCGUCAAACUCAAGAAUCUGACUGGCUACACUCCCUACCUUGUCAGCAUCCUGGCCUUCAAUGCUGCAGGCGAUGGGCCCCGUAGUGCCCCUAUCAAGGGCAGGACCCAGCAAGCAGCCCCCAGUUCCCCUGGCUCCAUCAAAUUCAGUGAACUCACCACCACCUCUGUGAAUGUGUCGUGGGAGCCGCCUCUUUUCCCAAAUGGCAUCCUUGAGGGCUAUCGACUCAUCUAUGAACCCUGCAUGCCUGUGGAUGGUGUCAGCAAGAUUGUAACAGUGGAUGUGAAGGGAAACAGCCCCCUGUGGUUGAAAGUCAAGGACCUGGCGGAAGGCGUCACUUACCGGUUCCGCAUCCGAGCCAAGACCUUCACCUAUGGUCCAGAAGUAGAAGCCAACAUUACCACGGGGCCUGGGGAAGGUGCUCCUGGCCCCCCAGGCGAGCCCUUCAUCUCCAGGUAUGGCUCAGCCAUCACCAUCCAUUGGUCGAGUGGUGACCCGGGCAAAGGGCCCAUCACCAGAUACGUUAUUGAGGCGCGUCCUUCAGAUGAGGGGCUCUGGGACAUUCUCAUAAAGGACAUCCCUAAGGAAGUGACCUCAUACACCUUUAGCAUGGACAUUUUGAAGCAGGGCGUCAGCUACGAUUUCCGAGUCAUUGCUGUCAAUGACUAUGGCUAUGGGACACCCAGCUCUCCCUCCCCAUCAGUCUCAGCUCAAAAAGCCAAUCCCUUUUAUGAGGAAUGGUGGUUCCUGGUGGUCAUUGCUUUGGUGGGACUCAUCUUCAUCCUCCUCCUGGUCUUUGUCCUUAUCAUCCGUGGGCAGAGCAAGAAGUAUGCCAAGAAGUCAGACUCAGGGAGCAACUCCAAGUCGAAUGCACUCAGCCACGGUGAGAUGGUCAGCCUGGACGAAAGCAGCUUUCCUGCUCUGGAGCUGAACAACCGGCGCCUGUCAGUGAAAAAUUCCUUCUGCAGGAAGAAUGGAAUAUACACGAGAGCUUCCAUGUCUCUCCCGAGGUCCCCACCCCGGCCCAGCCCUGGCUCCCUGCACUACUCUGAUGAAGAUGUUACCAAGUACAAUGAUCUCAUACCAGCUGAGAGCAGCAGCCUCACCGAGAAGCCUUCAGAAAUCUCUGACUCACAGGGAAGUGACAGUGAGUAUGAAGUGGAUCAGAACCAGCAGAAAGCCCAUUCUUUUGUCAAUCAUUACAUCAGUGACCCGACAUACUACAACUCAUGGAGACGCCAGCAAAAAGGCAUCUCACGGGCUCAGGCCUACAGUUAUACAGAGAGUGACUCCGGUGACCCUGACCAUUGCCCCAUGUCCAACAGCAACAGUACCCAGCAGGGCAGCCUCUUCCGACCCAAACCCAGUAGGACUCCAACCCCACAAACUCCAGUCAACCCUCCCAGCCAGCAGAGCACCCUUUACCGACCCCCCAGUAGCCUUGCCCCUGGGUCCAGAGCCCCUAUCGCUGGGUUUUCUUCUUUUGUUUGACAUUUCGAAAGGAAAGAAGAACAAGAGAACAAAAUGGUCAAGAAGAAAAAAAUAAUGGAUUUAAUAAUAAUAACAAUGAAGAACAUUUUGGUCCAGAAUUAUUAUUUUUCAGAGGCGAUGAGAAGAUCAUGUGGGAGACAAUCAGUCAUAGCUGAGUUUGGAAUCAUUGACUGCUGCUGCUUCUAGUAUUGCACAGUACUCUUCAAAGGAAUUACCUGUCUGCAGAGACGUACACCUAGAGCAAGACAGGAGACACGCCUGUUUCAAGGCCUAGUGUGGAAGAAAGGAAGGAAGACUACAGGGUAAAAGAUUGGGAGCCCCAAAACUAAGACAGUGUUUUGCGUUGCAGGCCACUCCUUGCUGAUCAACUUUCUAGACCGAGAAAAAACUUGUCAAUUGACAUUUCUCAGAAUAGACUCUAUGGAUUUUUGUUUUUAUUUCUUUUUUGUUCUCCAACCAAAGCUUUCCUCGGAGGGGAACGGGUUAGGGCUCGGCAGGCUGUACACAUGAGCCAAUUGGACUGCUGAAACCAGUGCUUGAUGCAGUACCUGUAAGUGUGAUGUGUAAAAGAUUGGCCAAUAAGAACAUGCUCCCAGCAGCUGACAACUGGCCAAUAAGAGAGGAAGACUCCCAAGUUUCACCCGCUGCAAUCUCACGGUGGCAGUUUGGGGGAGUUGGAACAACACUGAAGAGAAUCCUAGUCUCAGAAGCUACCUGGAACGGACUAUAGUGGCUUUGGCUGGGGGAAUAGCCCUAUACUCAGACCAGUUUUGCCUCUAUUUUGCUCUUCCACUCACAGCAGGAACAUUUGCAGAAGUUUGCCGAGCUGAAUGGUGCUGACUACAGACAGUGUGGGGUGUUGUUUUUUGUGCAUUUUGAUGUGAAGUUAGGAGGGUUCAUUUAAGAAUGGUUGGGAGGAAAUAGUAAGAUUCAAAGGAAUCAAUAUAUUGUCAUUUGGCAGAUACACUAUCAGGAUCACUUCAGCAGAAAGUGCCCUCCCCAUGGCUUUGUGGGAGAACUGAGCACCUGCAGCCAAACCAAGCCACGAGGCGGAAUCCAUCCCACAUGGCUGGAUAGUCUCUCAGCGCCCUGAUUUCUUCUCAGUUCCUUUUCCCCCAUUCACUUCAUUGGACAGGGAGAGAGGAAGGGAAAGGGGGCAAGCCCCAAUCCAAUUCAAGUGCAAUUUGAGGGGGCGUUCAGGGACAAGAUAUAAACUUGAUAAUAUAAAUGCUGCACAGUCCCUUGGUACUGGCUUUAGAAUGGAUAACCUCAGGGGGCUGUACUGUAGCCUCACUGCAGUGUUUUCUCUCCUCUUCCUGGUAUCAAAACUAAACAUUCUCUUCAGUUCCAUAGAAAAGGAGAGUUUGUCCCCAAGUCCCUUUUUUAUAGGGUGGUGUUCCCCCCCCCAAUUAUCCACAGCCCACAAACAUUAGGGUGGGGAGAGGGAGUGGGAACUGAGUUGGUGGUGAGAUGCAUUGAAAGUGUGAUAGCCUCCCCCACCCUCUCGUUUUGCUUUCUUUUCUUUGGUAAAUUCUAUUUUGGCACAAAGGUAAGGAGGAGGCGGGGGGGGUUGUUUCAUUUUUGCGGAGCAGAAUACACACACACAUACACACAUUGAGUGCCUACUGAACCCCAAGAUCUGGGGUGGCCAUCUUUCUUUUUCUAAUAUGAGUCAUGGGUCAGAGCAAAAAAUAAUACCAGGAACAGUGAGGGGAAGGCAGGAGGUGGGGAGGAGAGAGAGAGAGAAUGUGAGCAUUCCACUCUAGCUGGAUUACCUUUCCUGGAAGUGCUAGAGAUAUGUCCAUUAUAACCCCCUCACCUCACCCCAUGCCUUUAUUUGCACAUUGUUUUCAAAGCCUGGUUUACAAAGAAUUAAGCCUGGCACAUAGGGUCCUUUUAAUAAAGAAUC
This is a messenger RNA of Elgaria multicarinata webbii, 8460 nucleotides long. RefSeq names its product sidekick cell adhesion molecule 2 (gene SDK2). Gene Ontology annotation, biological process: cell-cell adhesion. The record is from RefSeq and is a predicted model, not a curated record. The coding region runs from base 156 to 6551 and encodes 2131 amino acids. Lineage: Eukaryota; Metazoa; Chordata; Lepidosauria; Squamata; Anguidae. Gene Ontology annotation, molecular function: protein binding. The transcript has 45 exons.